AUGACAGCAGGUUUAGCUGUCCUCGUUGCUGUGAGUGUAUUACUAUUUGUAGGCGCGAUUGUCAUGCUACUAUUCUUCUGUCGCCGUAUACAAGUCCAACGUGAACGUGAGUCACUUGUGUUUAUUCAGGAACCAGCUGACGUUUAUCGUGAGGAACUGAAUGAUAGUUUUAUGGAACAAGCAUUAUGGCGUUGUGGUGUGUGUAAAUUCCUUAAUCAUCCAGAAAGAAAAUUGUGUGAUUUAUGUCAGACUCUAAAAGGUGCAGAACGAGAUGUAGCAGGCAAUCGCAAACACUCUCGACGUAAUAGUUUCUCACAACUUUCAAAUAGUAGUAGUUUUAGCUCGAAUUCAACACAAAGAAUGGGAAGAAUUGGUGAAACCGAAGCUUUUUCAUCGGUACAUGCUCAUGAUGCAAUUGGUGGGUCCUUUGGUCGACCAAGCUUUGAAUAUUCAAACAAAAAGAAAGGGAUGAAAAGUAAAAUGAGUAAAUUACAAUUAGCUGCUAGUCGACGACAACAAUGGAAGAGAAUGCCAACGACCGAUGGAUUACAUCGAUGGGUUCGACAACAAUCUACGAGGAGACGCUCAAGAGCUCAACGAGAGUCAAUGGAAAGUGAUCCGGGAGGACGCAUGUCGUUGAAUCGAUACUUGGAUGCGACGGAUCGAGACAGCAAUUUGUCCGUUGGAUACAUUCGCGUGAGAGAUUCUGUGGGUAAAUUAGUACUGAAUGAGAGCGAUGCGGUUGCCACGGAUUUUCAUUACCGAAUAAAUAUUUUAGACGGCACAGGAAGCUCCGAACUUAUUAUGAACCUUGAGCGAGUUCACAAUUUGCCAUUCCCUGAUAAGAUCCGCUGGUUUUCGACGGAAAUUCAUCGACUGUGGCUACCUUGGGAAUCAGGACAUGCCGAGCUCGUGGUACGACGGGAUCAUUUAUUGCAGGACUCAUUUGAACGUGUAGCAGCUAUGAAGCCGUAUCAGUUAAGGCAGAGAUGGCGUGUGGUUUUUGACGGCGAACCAGCGUUGGACGCAGGUGGCGUUAUGCGCGAAUGGUUCACGCUAUUGUUUGCUGAGCUGUUUGACCCGACCUUUGGACUUUUUGUGAGCACGGUGGGAGACGAAAGAAGUUAUUGGAUUAACGCAAGUUCCGACAUGCUUAUUGGUGAGGAUGACCAUUUGGCUUACUUUGAGUUUGCAGGACGGCUCGUGGGCAAGGCAAUUUUGGAAGAGCAUUUGGUCCCAGUGCAUCUUGCGCUGCCAUUCCUCAAGCACAUUCUGGGCGUUCCGAUUUCAUUCUCUGAUUUGCAAUUCCUUGAUGACGAGAUUUACAAUAGCGCCUUGAUGAUAAAAAAGAUCGACGACAUUGAGCCACUCUGUUUAGACUUUACAGCCACUCGCGUUGUGGAUGGCAAAGUGGACGUCGUUGAGCUUGUUGAGGAUGGUGCCAAUAUCGACGUAACACGAGAGAACCGCUCUCGUUAUUUGGACGCACUUUUCAAAUACCAUGUGCUAGGAAGUGUCAGCGGUCAGCUGCUGUCGUUCCUUACGGCGCUUUAUGACGUGGUGCCUGAAGGUCUACUGAAGCUGUUUGAUUACCAAGAGCUGGAAUUAUUGAUGUGUGGAGUGCCGUCUGUCGAUGUGGAGGAUUGGAAGAAACACACUGACUUUAAGUUCUUUACGCACAACUUUCCCACGGAACUUGAGCUCAAUAACAUUGAGUGGUUUUGGGAAGUAGUCGAGGAAAUGAAGAACGAGGACCGCGUUCGUUUGCUUCAGUUCGCGACAGGCACUAGUCGUGUCCCGGCGCAGGGUUUUAAAGGAUUGAUCAGCAGUGAUGGUCGUGUGCGACGUUUCAACGUUGCCUUUGCCGGCACGAACCAGUCGUUCCUGUUUCCGAAGGCACACACGUGCUUUAACCGUCUAGAUUUGCCGACAUACAACUCGAAAGAAGUGCUGGCGGAGUACGUUAAUCUAAUCGUGCAGAUGGACAUCACUGGUUUUACCAUCGAGUAG
Messenger RNA from Peronospora belbahrii, 2010 nucleotides. The record is from the annotation of a GenBank genome assembly. Lineage: Eukaryota; Oomycota; Peronosporomycetes; Peronosporales; Peronosporaceae.